GGCUCUCGGGCUGCAGUGGGAGGGAGAGGGCGAGUCUCAUGUGCUCCGCGAACAGCGGGGCGGCGGCACAGGUCGGAGACGGUUCCGGAGAGGACGGGAUCCAGGAAUCCAACGUGUUGGUGGCUCUCAGGAUUCGGCCUUUGAAUGGAUCCGAGGUCAGGAGAGGGACUCAGUCCGUGCUGCAGUGCCCUGGACCCAACACGGUGCAGGUGAACCUGGGUGUCAGGGAGAAGAUCUUCACGUUUAACGCGGUGUUUGACCAGGAAGCCUCCCAGCAGGACAUCUUCGAUCGCUGCAACAUGCAGCGGCUGAUCAGCUUGGCCUUGACAGGGUACGCCUGCACCGUGUUUGCUUUUGGUCAGACGGGAUCAGGAAAGACCUUCACGGUGACGGGACCAGUUACAAUGUGUGCUGGUGGCUGUCGGGAAGCCAGGCUGAGUGGGUUGAUGUGCCGAUCGCUGGCUGCGUUACUGGAGGAGGCGCGGGGCAGGAGUGCGCAGUUCACCUUCUCGGCCUCCUACCUGGAGAUUUACAACGAGCAGGUCAGGGACCUCCUAAAUCCUCGGCUCUCAGACUCGCUGCCUGUGCGCUGGAGUAAACACCGAGGCUUCUACGUGGAGAAUCUCUUCAGUGCAAAGUUUCAGAGUCUGCAGAAGAUUGUGGGUCUUCUCGAGGAAGGCACCAGGAACAGGCAGACUUCCGCACACCACCUGAAUGGGAACUCCAGUCGGUCUCACACACUGCUCACCAUCGAGAUCGAGAGCGAGGCGGCAGAUCACAUCCACAGCCCUGGGUUCGUCUCCAAACACGGGAAGCUGUGCUUUGUCGACCUUGCGGGGAGUGAAAGGGUUAAAGAGACAAGAUCAACCGAGGAAAUGAUUAUAGAGGCCAAUAAUAUCAAUCGCAGCCUGCUGGCACUGGGGAACUGUAUCUCGGCGCUUGUGGAUUGCAGGAAGCGAGAGGGUCACAUCCCGUACAGGGACAGCAAACUGACCAAACUGCUGGCGGAGUCGCUGGGAGGAUCCGGAGUCACCCUCAUGAUCGCCUGUGUCUCACCCUCGCCGCUCAGCCUGGCCGAGACCAUGAGCACCUUACGCUUCGCGAGCAGAGCCCGAAGGGUAAAGAACCGACCAGCUGUCAGACUGGACCCAAAAGACAAGCUAAUUGUGGGCUUGCAGCGAGGGAUUAGGGUGUUACAGACCGAGAACAUGUCACUACGACAACAGCUUCAGCUCCCGCUUGCCCACAGCAACGAGAAAAUCCUCAAUGAUCCCGGGGACCGGUGCUGUGAUGAUUGUGGAUGCGGCUGUACGUUGCUGGCGUCAGCGUCACAGCACAGUCUGUACGAGAUGCUACAGGAGUUUGUGAUCGAGAACGAGCAGCUGAGGCAGGAGAAACAGCAGCUGCUGAGCAGUCAGGAGAGCAGUCGCUGUGAGCACAGACUCCUUCUUCAGCAGAACCGCAGACUGUCCCGUAAGCUGUGCCGCCUGGAGAGAGCCAUCCUCUCCUCCCCUCACGGCCUCUCUCGCUGCCAGUCGGGUUGUUCCUGUCACAGUGUGGAGAGCUGUGAGAGCCAGACUCAGCCUCCGGGGGAACGCAGCUGUUCCAGAUACAGACAGGUCAGCGAGGUCCUGAAUGACCAUGGACCCCUCCUCCUGCCCCCCUCAACGCCCCCCAUCGUGCCGUCUGCUCCCCCACUGCCCACACCCCCCCGCCUCAGGUCAGAGGUCACCCUGCCACUGAGGAGGAGCAGCAACGAAACGUCGUCAGGCAAACCCUCUGCAGCUGAACCCCGCGGCAACACAGAGAUUAAACCCGACUGCUGGGAACCACGGCUCGGUCCUGUCGCUCGUCUCCAUGGUAACCCGGGGAGGCAAACGCCAGAAAGAGAAUGUUCAGAUAUCAACACCGCGUCCAGCCUGUGUCCAGCCUCAGGGAAAUAAUAAAAUGCAAUAAAACUAAA
Molecule: messenger RNA, 1963 nt
Organism: Callorhinchus milii (elephant shark)
Lineage: Eukaryota; Metazoa; Chordata; Chondrichthyes; Chimaeriformes; Callorhinchidae
Product: kinesin-like protein KIF12
Exons: 17
Coding region: 39-1943 (634 amino acids)
Biological process (GO): microtubule-based movement
Molecular function (GO): ATP binding; microtubule binding; microtubule motor activity
Source: RefSeq, a predicted model, not a curated record